CAUAUAAUAAAGUGUUUUAUUUUUACAGUGUGUCUCAAAAUUAAAAAAAAAACAAAAGAAACUGAGUAUGACGGAAUGGGAGUUAAUGUCUGGAGCUGGCGUUUUGAGGACACCAACCAGCUAAGUUGCGCGUGGUACGUUUCCAAGCUAUUCCCGGCAUCCCUUGUAUCUUUUGCGCCAGAAAUAAAGGUCAGCGGUGCAUAGAGUGAAAUCAAGAUGGCGGCUGAAGCGAAGGAAAUAACAGUUCUAAAGAAAGGUAGGGAUGAAGAAUCAGUGGACAAAACUGUGCUACAGAAAUAUCAUCGAGGUAGACAAAAUAGGUUUAAGAAUUUAAGAGACAAGAAACUGCGAGGGAAACUCAGGUCGUACGAGUCACAGUAUCAACAAGCUGCGGUACAGGCCGCUAAAUCUGAGCUACUUCUGACCGAGGAACCAGGGUAUUUAGAAGCUGAAGGUCUAGAGAAAACCUUUAAAUUCAAGCAAAAGAAUAUUGCAGAAGUUGUUGAUGUCACAAGUGCUAGAAAGUAUUUUGAGCUAAAGCUUGACAAGUUUGGACCCUAUCGUAUAAAUUACACACGUAAUGGAAGAUUUCUUCUUAUUGGUGGGAAGAAGGGCCAUCUGGCCACAAUGGACUGGCAAAAUAAGAAACUGGGCUGUGAAGUUCAUGUACUGGAGACAGUCAGAGAUGUUAGAUGGUUACAUAUUGAGACCAUGUUUGCAGUUGCCCAAAAGAAAUGUGUCUUCAUUUAUGACAACAAUGGCAUUGAACUUCACUGCCUUAAAAACCACAGACAAGUGAACAGAUUAGAGUUUUUACCUUACCAUUUCCUUCUCGCUUCAGUGGGGGAUUAUGGCAUUCUCAAGUAUCAAGAUACAUCAACAGGCAAACCAGUGGCUGAAUUGUUUACAAAGCUUGGGAGGUGUGACUGUAUGACUCAAAAUCCUUAUAAUGCUGUUAUUCACCUGGGACACUAUAAUGGUACAGUAACACUUUGGGCUCCUAACAUGAAAGACCCACUUGUGAAGAUGUUGUGCCACAGAGGACCUGUGCAGGCAAUUGCAAUUGACAACAAAGGACAUUACAUGGCAACAUCAGGCCUAGAUGGACAAAUGAAGAUUUGGGAUGUAAGAACCUACAAGCAACUUCAAGCGUAUUAUACUCCAACACCAGCAAGCUGUCUUGCCAUCAGUCAGCGAGGACUGCUUGCUGUGGGCCAUGGACCACAUGUCCAGAUAUGGCGAGAUGCUUUCACUCAGAAGCAAAAGUCACCCUACAUGUCACAUCUGUUUCCAUCAUGUACAGUACAUGGAAUGCAGUUCUGUCCAUUUGAGGAUGUGCUGGGUGUGGGUCACUCACAAGGAUUUGGCAGUCUACUUAUACCUGGUGCCGGUGAACCUAACUUUGAUGCACUGGAAGCUAAUCCUUACCAGACCAAAAAGCAAAGACAAGAGUUUGAAGUAAAAGCCUUAUUAGAAAAGAUUCAACCAGAGCUAAUAACACUAAACCCAAUGGAUAUUGUACAUGUGAAUCACCCAUCAAAAAAAGGUGCUAGAAAAGCGGGCCAGAAUGACGAUGAUGAUGAUGAGCAAACAAAUUCUAAAGAGAAAUUUGAACCAAAAUACAAAAUGAAAGGGCGUAGCUCUUCAAAGAAACAACACCUUAAAAAGAAGGGUCAUGAACAACAAGAGAAAAAGGAAAAAAUUAGACAAACAAUGCAACGCAAGAGAAAAGAGACAAGAACAAACAACAUGAACGAAAGAAGACCUCUUGAAAAAUCAUCUGCAUUGGAUAGAUUUCAGUCUAAGGCAAAGUAACUUAAAUCAACAGAAAGUCAUCUAGGAGAGCUCUUUUAAUUUUUAUAAUUAAAUUUAUUCCUGUCAACCUCCUAAUAAAUAUUACUUUCAAAUAA
Orbicella faveolata is the source of this 1910-nucleotide messenger RNA. RefSeq lists its product as uncharacterized. Gene Ontology annotation, molecular function: protein binding. The record is from RefSeq and is a predicted model, not a curated record. Gene Ontology annotation, cellular component: 90S preribosome; small-subunit processome; nucleolus. Gene Ontology annotation, biological process: maturation of SSU-rRNA from tricistronic rRNA transcript (SSU-rRNA, 5.8S rRNA, LSU-rRNA). NCBI's taxonomy places the organism in Eukaryota, Metazoa, Cnidaria, Anthozoa, Scleractinia, Merulinidae.